This is a messenger RNA of Rubroshorea leprosula, 1080 nucleotides long. NCBI's taxonomy places the organism in Eukaryota, Viridiplantae, Streptophyta, Magnoliopsida, Malvales, Dipterocarpaceae. The record is from the annotation of a GenBank genome assembly.
AAAAAAAGGAAAAAAAAAAAAAAAACUACUCAAGCCAGCAAGAAAAUUCGGUCCCUUGCAAGUUACAGCAUGCAAAAGUAUUAGCCAAGGGAUAAGGCAAGGUGACCUACUAUCUCCCUUCUUGUUUUUAAUAGUAGCGGAGGGUUUGAAUGGAUAAAUGUUAUUUGCGGUGGAUAAGAAUCUUUACAAGGGGGUGAGGAUUGGAAAUGAAGAUGUGAUGCUAUCCUACCUCCAGUUUGCAGACGACACAAUAUUUUUUGGCGAAGCAUCAAAGGAAAACAUUCAAGUUAUCAAAUGCAUUCUGAGGACCUUUGAGCUAGCUUCGGGACUAAAGAUUAACUACGGAAAAAGUCAGUUAAUGGGUAUCGAGGUUGAGGAAGAUUGGAAAAAGAAAAUGGCAUACACUCUUCACUGCAAAGAAGGUGAACUUCCUGUCAAGUAUCUGGGAAUUCAAAUUGGAGGGAAUCAUAGAAAGCUAGCAAUGUGGCAGCCACUGGUGAACUCCUUCAAAAAGAAGCUAGCAAGUUGGAAGGGCUGGGAUUUAUCAAUGGGAGGUCGGAUCACGCUCAUAAACUCUGUGUUGUCCAGCUUACUGGUGUUCCAGAUGUCAGCCUACCUACUCCCCAAAGGUAUUCUCUACUCUUUAGAUAAAAUUCGUAGAAAUUUUUUAUGGGGAGGGGAGGGAGAGGGAAAAAAAAUCAAUUGGGUUAGUUGGGAGAGGGUAUGUAUAUCAAAGGAGGAGGGAGGAUUAGGAGUAAAAGACUUGAAAAAAUUUAAUGUGGCAUUGAUGGGAAAAUGGUUGAGUCGGUUAGCAAAUAUGGAAGAGGGCUUGUGGAAGAGUGUCAUUGUAGGAAAAUAUGGAGUAGAAGGGGGACACUGGCUGGAUUGGGUGCGUGAUGGCAGGAACAUAGGAUCGAUAUGGUGGAGAGAUGUCUGAAGUCUCAAAGCUGGGGAGGGAGUGAAUGUGAGAUGGUUGUGGGAGGAUUUUAGGCUGAAGAUAGGGGAAGGGAGAGGUGUUAAAUUCUGGUGGGAUACAUGGUGUGGGGAGGAGUGUCUAGCUAACAAAUUUCUUAGAUUGUA